CAGCGCGCCGCGCAGCCCCUGGCAGGCUGGGAUUGCUACAGGCGCCAGGCAGGACUCGCUGGCAGAUUAUGGUUGUGCUAUUCCUGGGGCCAGGCCUACGAGUGCACCACUGCCGCGCGGGGGCUACGGGCUUGCAAGGCGGCCGUGCUCGCAGCUGGGGUUUAUGGUGCCCCGUGCCCGUUCAAGGAGCAGCGUUGAUCCCCGCGGCUCAGGGCAGAGAAGGUAAGGGACGCUGUCUUUGUAAGCCAUUGCUAGGUCCCGAGCGGGCUUCCACGCGCAGCCUUUGGUGUCCCCGAGCCUGGAGCGCAGCGAGCCCUAGUCCGCUUCCAGCGAGAAGCGUUCAAGGAGUUUCCAAGCGCGGCGAAUGAUCUCUGGCCCUGACGCAAGAACUCACGAACCUGCACAACGCUGGGGGUUUUUAAAGCGCUAAAGAUCGGUGGAAUACAAGAAUAGCCGCUGGAGAGCUGCAUUGCCCUGGCCACUGACGCUAUGGAAGACCGCAUCCGCUGGUCUAGUCUAUAGGAUGGUAGCGCACAGUAAGGUGGCAGCAGAUAAUGCAGUUGCAGCAGACCCGAGAUGUCGACUUGACCCUCCAGCACGGGAUCAUUCUCGGCCUAGAGGCUACCAUGGCCCGGCUCGGUCCAACACUGGGCAGGCACAGAGCGACACACACUUCCGAACUUUCCGCUCACAGGCGGAUUUCAGUAGCAUCACCCGAGCGAGUGCCCUGCUGGAUGCAUGUGGCUUCUACUGGGGUCCACUGACUGUCAGCGCAGCCCACGAGAAGCUGAAAUCUGAGCCUGAGGGCACCUUCCUCAUCAGGGACAGCAGACAAAAAAAUUGCUUCUUUGCCAUCAGUGUUAAGACUGCUACUGGGCCCACCAGCAUCCGAAUAAACUUCCAGGCUGGGCGUUUCAGCCUGGAUGGCAGCAAGGAGAGUUUCGACUGUCUCUUUAAGCUACUGGAACAUUAUAUAAGCUCCCCGAGGAAGGUGCUGGUCACCCCACUACGCAAAGUCCGUUUACGGCCAUUGCAGGAGCUCUGCCGGAAAAGCAUUGUGGCAACAUUCGGGAGAGAGAAUUUAAACCACAUCCCUCUCAAUCCAGUUUUAAAGGACUACCUGAAAUCUUUCCCAUUUCAGAUAUAAAUACAGCAUUAACUGUGCGCAUGUGUGUGUGUGAGAGAGAGAGAGAUGUGUGAAGACAUUUGGGUUUUUUAAUCUAUUUGGGAGUGACCAAAUUUAUAUUUGUAGCAACUUACUGUAUUUUGUGAUGGAACCUGAACACUUGACUUCUUAUGUUUACACAAACUGUUUGCACAAACCCAGGGUUUUUAAACUCUGGCAUUAUUUUUCUGCUGGGCAGAAUAUUCUAUUUUAUAAUAUUUCUAAUGAAAAUAAUGUAAUAAACUUUAUUGUGAAAGUUUUUAAAAAAUAG
Molecule: messenger RNA, 1436 nt
Organism: Terrapene triunguis (Three-toed box turtle)
Lineage: Eukaryota; Metazoa; Chordata; Testudines; Emydidae
Gene: SOCS1
Product: suppressor of cytokine signaling 1
Exons: 2
Coding region: 524-1147 (207 amino acids)
Biological process (GO): intracellular signal transduction; phosphatidylinositol phosphate biosynthetic process
Cellular component (GO): phosphatidylinositol 3-kinase complex
Molecular function (GO): 1-phosphatidylinositol-3-kinase regulator activity
Source: RefSeq, a predicted model, not a curated record